AUGAAGAUGCCCAUGUUUUUCACUAUUCUUUCCAGUAUAUGUUUGGUUCACAUUAGUAUUGUACUUUCAUCCGCGAUCGGCGUGCCAAGAACAGCUAUCACGACAACAAACACCCCUUCAACUACUACGACAACAAACACUCCUUCAACCACUACGACAACAAACACCCCUUCAACUACUACGACAACAAACACCCCUUCGACUACUACGACAACAAACACUCCUUCAACCACUACGACAACAAACACUCCUUCAACUACUACGACAACAACUACUUCUAGCACAAGAACGCUCCCAACAACUCCCUAUCUUCCUUCGUUUAAUAAAAUCAUCAUUUUAUUGGCACGAUAUGUUCAUCUGCAAACAACACCAUCUCCGAGUGAUUAUGAAGCAGCAAUCACCUGUGAUGAUCCUAGUAUCCUUCCCUAUGUUUGGACGAAUGUCACCGCUGACUCAGCACUCGUCGUCUCAGCUACAACCGAUUGCGACGUCACGGUUCGUGCAUUUACUUAUCAAGAGAUACAAAUCGAGAGCGUAUCAAAAUUAGAUAUGACAUCCUAUUCAUACAAAGGAUCUCAGUUAAAACUGAUAAGUAUGGGAAAUUCGGAGAUUAAAAUUGCGAAUAUUGGCUAUGAUUCGGGCGAGUUUACAUUUUUGGGCAAUAGUACAGUGACCUUAAGCGGUAGCGUUGGUAAAUUAAAUGUCAUCAGCCGAGGUAAAGGAACAAUUGAUGCAAGGAGCAUAACAACACCAAAUGUUGACGCAACUCUAACAGGUAGCGGUUCACUUCAAGUGAAAUCAACAACUAACAUGAAUCUAACGGUAAAUGGUACGGGAAAUGUUACGUGGUGUUCACCGAAUGUACAAAUAGCUGUGACACCCGAUAUAUAUCGAAAAAAAAGUAUUGUUUAUCAAUGCUAA
Molecule: messenger RNA, 921 nt
Organism: Didymodactylos carnosus
Lineage: Eukaryota; Metazoa; Rotifera; Eurotatoria; Philodinida; Philodinidae
Source: the annotation of a GenBank genome assembly